Messenger RNA from Hylaeus volcanicus, 1056 nucleotides. Its product is annotated as pupal cuticle protein C1B-like. The transcript is spliced from 2 exons. The record is from RefSeq and is a predicted model, not a curated record. NCBI's taxonomy places the organism in Eukaryota, Metazoa, Arthropoda, Insecta, Hymenoptera, Colletidae. The coding region runs from base 513 to 938 and encodes 141 amino acids.
GUUAAACGUAAUUUCAUGCCAUGUAUGGCGGUACAAAGGACUUAGUAUAGAGAUAAAUGAAGCCUCUCGAAAAGGGAAUGGCUGUUCGAAUGUCACGAUAUCGUUAGCAUCGAUAUUCCAGCCAGGAAUUUGGUAAGAGGGUAAAAGGAUGGCGAAAAUGGAUCACGGUCAUUUUUUGCCACGUCGUGAGACGGUCACUCGAAUGAUUUUGAAUUGUUAGCCCAAGGUCGAAGGGGAUAUAAAAGUCGGCGAUUUUGUUGGUCGAGGGGAAAAAAAAAAGAAGAGGGCCGGGCGUGGCACUGAAAAGUACAGAAAGUAUUGCGCGUGUAUCCUACAGCGAAAGUUUUUCGACACUCGUUCGAAACACGCCCUUGUGCCCCACCUGAUUCCAACUCGUGGCUGGCCAGUAUGUCCUGCGGGGUAUAUAAGAUUUCGGCUACGAAACCAUCGACACGCAUUUGCUUCCACACAUUUCUCGAAGUAUCAACCGAUCUUCAGUCUCCAGCUCCACAAUGUUCUUCAAGAUCAUGAUCCUCGCCUGCGCUCUGGCAGUGAGCAACGCUGGCUUAUUGGCCCCGUAUGCAGGACAAUACACCUUGACAACAGGAGCGUUGACAUCGACGUCAGACAAUAUACUCCGCAGCAGUGGAAAUCUGGCUCAAAUCGCGACCCAGUCGAAGACAAUUGCGACACCUUUCUCGACUAGCAGCAAAUCCGACAUCCGUGUGACGAACCCAGCUAUCUACGCGCAGUAUGCUCAUGCUGCUCCAGUGGCGUACGCUGCUCAUGCUGCCCCAUUGGCGUACGCUGCACACGCUGCACCCCUCGCUGCCCCCAUAGCCCACUCGAACCAACUCCUCGGCGUCGCAUACUCCCCAGCCGUAGCUGUAUCCCACAUGGCCUACAGCAGCCCCAUCGGCGUCUCCUACUCCUGGUAAACGGCUCUCUCAAUGGAUCAUCGUUGCACUUCUAUCUGGACGCGACAACCUUUUGUACAACGCUGUACUUUUAAUGUAAUCUGUCUAUGAUUCUAUUUAUUAAAUACAGUAUACAACA